Molecule: messenger RNA, 657 nt
Organism: Ilex paraguariensis (yerba mate)
Lineage: Eukaryota; Viridiplantae; Streptophyta; Magnoliopsida; Aquifoliales; Aquifoliaceae
Source: the annotation of a GenBank genome assembly
AAAGAUAAGGGAAUAAUUUGAAACAUAUAUGGUGGUUAAUUCUUGCGAACCAAGUUGAUUAUAAGGCAUUGGGUCCUUGGCAAUUAUUGAUGCUCACGUGGUGCAGUUUGAUGAACCUCAGUAGGAUCUAUCCUCUACAUUUGUUUAAUGUUUGGUAUAUGUAGAAGACAGAGUUGCUGCAAUUCAGUUCUUUGUGUUGGAAAAGCAGACUUCAAACUAAUUGCAAUUCAUGUGAAAAUGGUGAUUCCGUCUGGAGAAAUUACAGCUGGACCCUUUUUCCACUCGGUUGAUGUGAAGCGGAGCAUGGAGGAAGGUGAAAAACGAUUCAAUAAACUUUCUAUUGAAGAGCGUGGAAAAUUUGACGAAGAGACACUAGUCAAUGUGAACAACAUAAAAAAGCAAAGUGCCACCAGCCAGAGAGCUAGUGGAUUCAGCAAUGAAUACAUAGUGAUAACAAUCUUGGUGGCUGCCGAAGGCAUUCACAAACUGCCAACCAUCAAUAGCAGCAGAGACCUGAAGGAAGCCUUGCAAAAGAUUGGCUCUAUUCCCUCAAAUAGAACUCUGGCAGUUGAGGUAUUAUGGACCCCUCAGAAUGAGAAUGACACGUUGUCCGAGCGAGAAUUGCUUGAAGAUUACCCACUAUUGCGGCCUCUAUAA